Messenger RNA from Calypte anna (Anna's hummingbird), 8183 nucleotides. It is a transcript of the gene SPECC1, whose product is annotated as sperm antigen with calponin homology and coiled-coil domains 1. The transcript has 15 exons. Gene Ontology annotation, biological process: actin cytoskeleton organization. Gene Ontology annotation, molecular function: protein binding. Gene Ontology annotation, cellular component: filamentous actin; microtubule organizing center. The record is from RefSeq and is a predicted model, not a curated record. The coding region runs from base 103 to 3273 and encodes 1056 amino acids. NCBI's taxonomy places the organism in Eukaryota, Metazoa, Chordata, Aves, Apodiformes, Trochilidae.
GGCGGCCGUUGGGGCGGCUGCAGGUGAGCUGAGGGCUCCGCUGCCCGAGCAUCCCCGGCGGCGGUGGCGGCAGCAGCGGCAGCAGAGUUAUUUGGGAGGAAAAUGAAGAGCACUGCCAGGCCUUGGAGUGCAAUGGCAAAGCAAGGGAGCCAUGGUGUUGACAGAGGAAAACCACUUUCCACCACCUCAACAGGAAUGAAAACAUCCAAAUCCUCAACUUCACUUGCCUUUGAAUCUCGACUCAGCAAGCUGAAGAGGGCCAGCAGUGAUGAUCUGCUGACCAAACCCGGGGUGGUGGCAGCAGCAGCUUCAGGAGUCUCCAGGCUGAAGAAGACCAUUACAACAGGAGCUAUUUCUGAGCUUGCUGAGAGUCGCCUGAAGCCCGGCCCAGGAACAGUUUCAGCUGCGAAGCGCACGGGGAUUCCAGCACCCCGGGAAAUAUCAUCAUCUGUGUCCAGGGAAAGGGCUGUACUUCGUGGGCAAGCCAACACUAGGAAAACACAACCCAGCCCCACUUCUUCUGGUACACCAACUCCUACCAAACACGUGCGUCCCACCAGCAAGACCAAGCAAGAGAAUGAAACUGGUGACAAAGCUGUUCUGGAGUCUCAGGUUAAAGAGCUCUUGGCAGAAGCAAAGACGAAAGAUUCUGAAAUCACCAAACUCCGCUGUGAAUUGAAGAAAUGCAAAGAGAAGGCAUCACUUAGCACUGAAGGAAUGGGUGCUUGCAACCAAAAUUUAGAAACAGUAUCACCUGUUGUGGACGUGGAUCCAUUAAUACGGACCCUGCAGGAAAAAAACAGGACUUUUCAAAAAGAGCUUGCGAGCCUGGGAGAAGAAAACCGUGUUUUGAAAGAGAAAUUGCUUUACCUCGAGAACUCCCCGCUCUCAGACACAACAACCAGCAGUGGAGGUGGCAGCAGCCUCCCAACCCCAACCACCCAAGAGUCCAGUUUUGGAAGCCCAUCCAAAAAUGUGUCGAGAGGUGAGGUGGAUGAGCACAGGCAGCACGUGAUGGGGGGUGCCCUGCGCAACUCGGGUUCUUCCAGCAGUGAUGUAACUAAAGCUUCCUUCUCACCUGAUGCCUCUGAUUUUGAACAUAUAGCAGAUGUACCUUCCAGGCCAACGUCCUCCAACAGCAACCACUUCAAAAGCUCCAAGUGCUCCACUACAGGAAGCUCUCCAAACAAUAUUAGUGACCUUUCUGUGGCAUCUCUUACAGAGAGAAUACAAAAAAUGGAGGAGAAUCACCACAGCACAGCAGAAGAGUUACAAGCCACUUUGCAGGAGCUGUCAGAUCAACAGCAAAUGGUGCAGGAGCUGACAGCAGAAAAUGAGAAGCUAGUGGAAGAGAAAGCUCUCUUGGAGACUUCCUUUCGUCAACAUAGAGAUAGAGCAGAACAGCUGAGCCAAGAAAAUGAGAAGCUAAUGACAGUCCUCCAGGAGAGAUCGAAGAAUGAAGAAAGCAGAGCUCAGGAGGGAAAGGUCCUUGAACUGGAACAGAAAUGUGCAGAAGUUCUUGAAAAAGCACAAUUUGAAAGAGAGAAAUUGCUCAACAUUCAGCAGCAGUUAACCAGCAGCCUCCGAAGCUUGGAAAGGGAGCAUCAGGAUGCCCAGCAGGUGAUUAAAAGCCUGAGAGAAGAAAAUGAGAAGCUGCUUAAACUUCUAGAAGUGGAACAGCAGAGCAACAGCACAGUGACAAAAACUCUGGAGGAUUGUAAAAUUGCCUUAGAAGCUCUAAAAAUUGAGAAUGGCUCUCUCAAAACUCAGCUGGAGAGUGAGAAACAAAAGGCUGCAGAAAUCAAUGCAAUGGGAUGUACUACUGACAACUCUGAGGUGCAGGAGAUGCUGAAAGUAGCCUAUGCAGAAAAAGAUCAAUUAGAAGCCUCUUGCACUGAGCUUAAACAGGAGCUGCUGAAGGCAAACAGUGAACUGAAGCACGUUCAGGGUCUGCUAGCUAAGGCUGAGAAUGAGUGUGGUCAGCUGAAGGAGAUGUGUGACCGGCAGGCUGAGCAACUGAGCAGAACCAGCCAGAAGCUGCAGGAAAAAACAUCAGAGAAUGAAACUGAUAUAAAAAACUUGAAAGAGACCAUUUUUGAGUUGGAGGACCAGGUGGAACAACAUCGUGCAAUAAAACUUCACAAUAACCAGCUCAUCACUGACCUAGAAAAUAAAGUGAUGAAGCUGGAAGAACAAAAACAAGAUACAGAGAGGCAGCUGAAGGCUCUGACUAAGCAAAUGAAGGAAGAUACAGAAGAGUGGAGGCGUUUUCAAGCUGAUCUGCAGACUGCUGUGGUUGUAGCCAAUGACAUUAAGUGUGAAGCUCAGCAGGAACUCCGGGUGGUCAAGAGGAAGCUUCAGGAGGAAGAGGAAAAGAAUGCCAGACUGCAGAAAGAGUUGGAUGAAGUGAAGGGCAGCAACAGGCUGAUAGCUGAAGAGGCAGAAUCUGUGGAGCCAGACACAACCAACCGCUGGCAAGGAGUCUGCAUUAGCAGAGCAUCUCCCACCCCAUCAGAAUCUGCAGCCACUGUGAAAUCACUGAUAAAAUCGUUUGACCUUGGAUGCUCAGGUAGCACUGGCCAAAAUAUCCCAGUUCACAAAGUCCCCAGGAGCCCUCUAAGUGGAAUUCCAGUGAGGACAGCCCCAGCAGCUGCUGUUUCCCCCAUGCAGAGACACUCUGUUUAUAACAAUGCCAAGCCAGCUAGCAAGGGUGUUGCCAGACACACAGAUCUUUCAGACCUUCCUCUUGCAGACCUUCUGAAGGGGAGAACUGAAGAGCUGAAACCAGACCAUUACCUCCGUAAAAGCCCCUCCCUGGAAUCCCUGAGCAAACCACCCAUGGCCUUCAGCAGCAGAAUGCUCAGCUCUACCCCCAGCAGCUUGAAACCCCAAAGCAAACUCAGUGUGGAGAGAAAGGACCCACUGGCAGCCCUGGCUAGGGAGUAUGGUGGUUCAAAGAGGAAUGCUCUGUUGAAAUGGUGCCAAAAGAAGACUGAAGGUUACCAGAAUAUUGAUAUCACCAACUUCAGCAGCAGCUGGAGUGAUGGGCUGGCCUUCUGUGCUCUCCUGCAUACCUAUUUGCCUGCACAUAUUCCUUACCAGGAGCUCAAUAGUCAGGAUAAAAAGAGAAAUCUGCUGUUAGCAUUUCAAGCUGCUGAAAGUGUAGGCAUCAAGCCCAGCCUGGAGCUCAGUGAGAUGCUGUACACAGACCGGCCGGACUGGCAGAGCGUCAUGCAGUACGUCGCCCAGAUUUACAAGUACUUUGAGACCUGAGAUGCAGAGCAAGAGGUGGACAGAAGUGGGGAAGAGAACACAGAAUGCUACAGAUGCACUCGAUCACUUUAAAAAUCCACUUGCUCCUCUUCCACAACCAACCUAAGCUCUUAGUUUGAAAGAAAUUCUUCCCUAAUUUUCGUUACGUCUGGGACUGCGACCAAAAAAAUCUCCAUCCUCCAUCUCUACAAACCAAAUUCAUCUGUGAUUUUAUUCCCACGUGGGAAUUGCAAAAAAGAUUUUGGAACACGUGUGGGAUAUUUCUGAAGAGGAUCCCUUGUGCUAAACAAUGUUUGCCUCAAACCUGACUCCACCGACUGGAGACCUGCUACGAAACAAAGUUCUGAAUCAGUGUGGACUCUGUUGGCACUCAAGGGAAGCUGGGAGAUUAAUAUUAAUACAAAAGCUCACAAAAAUGCUCUUCUUGCCAAAACAUGCUUAGCUCAUCCCAAAUACAUGUUGUUUUCUUGCCUCCAUGUAUUUUCUAAACCAUCAUGACAGAUGCACAUAAAUGGGUAGAACCUUAACCUGAGUUUUUCUCAGGUAUCUCACCCAUUCAGUACACUACUGUGCUUGUCAGAGCUUAACCAGCAGGAUAAUAACAGGAUCAUUUGUAACUCAGAAACCACAUUCUGUUCACUCACUGGGUAGUGAACAAACUCUAAAAUAUCCUGUUAGGUGCUGGGACUUCAUUUCAAAUCAAACAGAAGGAAUCUCUUUCAGGAAAAAAUAGCUUUAUUACUACAACUUCAUUACUUGAUUACUACAGGAAGCCAGAGCUUGGUUUCCCAGCUGACUGUGCAGGCACAGUUGUUGUUGGAAUCUUGCAAAUGCCAUUUACUAGCUUUAGUUUGCAAGUAAUCAGGUUGAGGGCUCUCUAAGCAAUACAGUGUCAUCUCAGUAGUAACUAUUUUUGCGGAUUGAGUAGCUUCUUUCUUCUGUGCUGUGUAAUCAGCACAGAUAUGUGAUUGUGGUGUAGAGGCAUGAACAUUGAGACAGCCAGUGCCCUGUCCAGUGAAAUGUAGCACACUGUUUCAUGCUUGGAAGUGAUGUUAGCUUGUAAAGGAACACAGGAACACAUUGGUACCAACAGAAGCUGCAAUUUCACAAGUUAGAAUGUAACUGGAACCCCUCUCUGUGUCAUAGGAACCUCUCAGGCGCCAGAAAAGAGCUUUCCAGCUCAGUUAUACUGUUGGUAAAAUGUCUGAAAGAUUCUGUUUAAUUCCCAUUAUACUUUCUCUCUUAUUUCAUCUCAUGAAGCUGAAUUUUCUGUUUGUCUCCAAGGACAGGAGGAUCAAGCAGGCAGCUUCAUUUGUUCUAAGAGCAGGUCUUGGAAGGCACACUUUGCACAGGACUGGCUGCUUUAGAUUGUAUUGGUAGAAGAAAGUUGUUUAGGUAGCAUGUUUAACCCUGUGGCUGGACUUGAUGCUUUGUGGAUGUUAAUUGUAGGGAGCUAGGGAUCAUUUCUCUCUUACUAAAAGAAAUAGUGUGUGCUCACUGCUCUUAACUCCUGGAAAAAAAAAAGGCUCAUGAAGUAGAAACAAGUAAUUUCACAGAAAAAACUUGGUUUCAGGUUUUCUGGGGGAUUGCAGGUGGCUGAUCUCAGCCUCUGGCUUCCCCACAGUGCUUCGUUGUUUGUUUGUUUAAAUACUACUUAAUUAGUAAACAACCUGUUUGAAACUUUGGUUUUCUCACAGCAGAAUACAGGAUUAUGGGAUAGAUGGCAGUGGCCAAGGUCACCGUGUGUACUGAACAGAAAGAAAGCUGGAGGAAUGCAGAGUAUGUCUGUUGUGCAGGAGGAGAAACAUCUCUUGCUCUUAGUUUUAGUCUGACAUUUGUUCUAAUCCCUCAGGAUUUCCCAAAGGAAAGUUUGAUUCCAACCUUUUGAGGGUCUGUGUGAUAAAAAAGGACAGUGGCACACACUUGCAUCCUACACUGUGACAAAGCAGUUGCAAAUGCUGACCAGAGUUAUUUCAUUGCAAGAGAGUGCUUUCCAGAUUGAAUUAACUCCCUCCAGGGUUUUCCAGCAUCCACUCUGUCUUCCCUAGAGAACACUGGAUGGGUUUUCUCUAAGUGUUCUCAGACACAAACCUCCUGUUAUCUGAUAUAAGAUAGAAGAGAAAAACAGCUUCCAAGCAGAGCUGAUUUCAGAAGGCAGUCACACUGCAGAGCUCCACUGCCUCCUGGGUGCAGCAGGCUCCUUUCCCUGGAGGUGUCCCUUGGCAGAGGUCCCAAUUCCCUCCAACAGGCUGCAGUUCAAAGCAUGGUGAAGUCAACACAGAAAAUUCCAUAUUCCUCAGUGGGCUUUGGAUUGGGCACUGGCAGGGAUGAGAAAAACUGUUUUAAUUCCCAGCGUCUGGUAAACAUUUCAAAGUCAGAGGGCUCCACUUGAUCUGGAAAAGAAAGAUAAUCUUAACCCUCUGGUUGCUGGACCUUAUAAACCAUUGUUUGAUCUAGCAGCUCUUCUGUUUUUGAAUGAUUUUUUGCAAAGCAAUGUUUCUGUCCUCUCUUUGCAUCUUACUCUCCCGUGCCCCCCAGCAGCACAGAACAAACACUCCUAUCCAAUUCAGAAAAUUUUUUUACUUAUCUAGAAGUUAGAACAAGAGCUGGCAGUAGGGUAGAAAAUACUCAGUUUCACCAUUUGCUCAAUGCUGCUUUUCAGUCCUCAAACCUGCAAAACUUCACAUUUUGAAAUGCUGAUACUUUGAGAUUGGGAGAUACUCUUUGAGAUUCUAUUUUGAGGUUAAGAAUAUUGUCUGUUUGUUCAUUUAACUGUCACAAUAUUAGGUAGGUUUUUUUCCUUUUGAACCUUGCACAGUUACAUUUCCAGACCUGGACUUUCUGUCAUUUUUUCAUAUUGCUUUACAAUCUAAAUAAUUUAAAUCCAUCCCCCACAAGGUGCUGCAGACCAGCCUGAUUUUUAGAAAAUCAUCAGGGCCUUGUAAGACAUCUCAGAUUUGAACUGCAAAAUUAAAUUUCUAGCUGCCUUUAAAAUUAGAGAUUGUUUAUUAAGUGAAGCUAGAGAGUAUAUGAAUAAUUUUCAUAGAAGUUCUGAGAAUCCUCUGAAAAUGCCCUAGAAUGUAACAUGGCAUGAUUGAUAUGAUAUGAUAUGAUAUGAUAUGAUAUGAUAUGAUAUGACAUGGCUGGUGUUGUAUCAAUAACCUUUUGCCUAAACUGCCCAAAUCUUUUCUAACUUUGCCUCUCAGGAGCAAUGGAUCUUUCCUUGAUGCAGGUAGAUGAAAAAAACCCAAAUCUCUUCACCGUGUCACCAUGCUCCCUAAAUAUCCAGUCACUCUUAAACAUACCUGCACAUGCUUGUGUGUGUGUCCUUGGGUAAUCCAUGGGACUACAAGAAACUGAAUAGCUGAUUUGGGAUGAGCACGUGAGAAGGAUGGUUAGGAUGGGGAUCUCAGUGAAGUUCUGUGGAGGGAUAUUGUGUGGUGUGACUGUUGUACUGCAGCUGGUAGAGAGGAAAGGAGAUUUACCUGUGAAAAGUCUAAAAUAGGACUUCCAGAAUUUCUGGGGUGUCGUAGAAAGUACAAGUUGUUUCAUGGCUUGGAAAGAUGGAGAGGUGUUGAGGAGCAAGCCCAGAGACAGCCCUUUAGGGAGGGUUCUAGAAAGGCUGAGGAGCUGUUUCUGAAAGUGCACUGUGAAACUCAACAGAGGCAAAGUCCAGCAGGUGAGGAGAGGGACACAAAUGGGACAAAAAUACCUGGGCCUCUGGGGACAGCAAGGGACAUGAGCUUGAGAGUCCUUACUGCCUGUCAUCUCAAGUGACAUUCUCCUAACAUGGCAGCCUGGGGUGGAUCUCAGAAGAUGAGGGAGGAAGAGAGCAUGGAGCUUGCAGCCUUUGCCAGGAUCCUGUGCCUGUGACAGUCACGGAAAUGCAAAGGGGACAAAGAUUUCCUGGUUCUUCCUGUGCUGCUGCAGGCAGCCCUGCUGAGCAGGGUGAUUUUUGACUUCUGCACAUUCUCCAGUUUCCUCUCAGUGAGGCACAUUCUCUUUGGCAGGUUUUCUUUUUUGAAGUUGGUUUUAUUUACAGGUUUUCUCUGCCUUUUUUUUUUUCUGUUCUGUUUUAUAUAUGCAACUGGUUAUGUGCAGGUUUCCUGUCCAAACCAAGUUCAGCGUACGCUGGCAGAAGGAUCAGUUCUUCCCUCUUUGAUUCCUGAUCUGGAACUCUUCAAAACCCUACCUAUUUUAGCUUCACUGACUUUCCCUCUUCCUUGGCAAAAAAAAUAUGAACAUUGGCUCAUGAGUUCCUUGGAACAUCCCUCAUCUUCCUGUGCUUACAGUGCAGAGGCUUCCAGCAGCAGGGAUCUGAUGGGGCAGUGGUUUGCCAAGCUGUGCCUUGUGUAUCUGAGAAAAGGCAGAGGCUGUAUGGGAUGAGAUGAUGCAUUUUCCUGUCAGAAGAGGGCUUUUUGCCUAAAAAGACUCAGGGCACUGAGCAUUAAGACAUUUUUAAACCCAGCAAUAACUUCUACUAUGCUAGACUCUUGGUUUUUACCAACUCCAGUGCCAUUUAGACUCACUCACCAGUAUGGUGUAGAACCAAGUUUGUAACUGAACUGCAAUUAACAUUUUUCUCAACUGAUGGUCUCUACAUUUUUAGACUUGCACGUGGGCCAAGUUCCACUGGGCAGUGCUGGACACAAUGUUUUUAUUGAUUGUUGGUCCAGGCUUGAGUUUGUCAUAUGGGAUAAUCACCUCUAACAGCCAGCCAAGUACUUUUAGCUUCCUCUGUUGGGUACAGAUGUUACAUCAUAACCUAAUUUAUACAAAGAGCACAUUAGAAUGUAUAUACUAAGCAUUGCCACAUUUGGACAUGCUAAUAUUUAAAGAUUAACAUUAUUAAAAUGUAUGAUGCAAAAAAUCUGUGUAAUAUUUCUAAUAAAUCUUUUUUCUGUUUCUGA